This is a messenger RNA of Harmonia axyridis, 3505 nucleotides long. Its product is annotated as mucin-5AC. The record is from RefSeq and is a predicted model, not a curated record. The transcript is spliced from 6 exons. Lineage: Eukaryota; Metazoa; Arthropoda; Insecta; Coleoptera; Coccinellidae. The coding region runs from base 89 to 3244 and encodes 1051 amino acids.
UUUUUAGGAUUCAAGAAAAUAUUGGAUCUUCCUCAUCGGUGUGAAUUGACUCCAACAAGAUAAGAACCCCCUGCAGGAGAACUAACUAAUGAAUUAUGCUCUGCCGCUGAUAACAUCUAGAAGACUCAACAUGAAAACUAAAGUCGUAUUUUUCGCUCUACUCCAUUUGCUCAUAGUGAGCUACGGAUACGCAGAACCUACCCAAGUGCCCAAUAAUUUAGUCACUCAAACAGUUUAUGGAUUUCUGGAUUUCACGACGACAAUAGGGAAUACAGUGAUGAUCUUCUCCCCUCAGAGUUCAGCAGUGAAAAAAAUUGAUCCUCCAACAACUCCGACAGCUCCUAAGAAGGAAGUCAUCGAGAGUAAGCCGCCAAAUCUCAUUACGACAUCUCCGAUCGACAUCAAGCCUUCUAAAAUUGUGAAAGCCAUCGAAAACAAACCCACAAAACCCCUUGAGAAGAUAGUGACAGUCGUUAAUGUAAUCACCGACUCUUCCCAACUCUCGGACAAUAAAAUAACGAAACCUCCACCAUUCUCCGCAGUAAAUGUAAUUAGGGCAUCAUCCGACAACGCCGUCCAAACCCAGUUGACAAUUUCCAGCAGAGUGGAGGUGGUUGAAGCUGCCACGGUGAAGCCGUCUCCCAGCAUAAUAUCUAAAGUGGAAGUUUUAAGUGGUCCAGUGGCUUCUUCGAAGAUCGAUAUAAUUGCAAACAAAGAUCCCGAAUCUAUUCCAGAUGUUGGAGACUCUUCCCUUAUAUACAGUAACAAUAUUGGAGAGCCUGAGUACGAAUUCCUAUCCAGACAGCCUUCUGAAGUCGUCGAAGAAACUUAUAAAGUCAUAAACUUCAAGCCGGCAAGCUCUAAAUUUAUCCUGAAACCGAGACCAACCAACGAUCACAAGCAUAAGGCUACUACGAAGAAGAAUAAUUCAAUACAUCCUACAGGUUUGGUUACUAAACUUGGAGGUACACUGGUGAAAGAUGGUACUACAAUAGUACACGAAACAAGCGUUAUAGGUACAUUCAUUUCUGGUAAAUAUGCUCAGGUUCUUCAAAGUAGUUCACAUGUGGUGAACUCAUCACCGAAAGGAAAGAUAUCACCCUCUCAAACAUUGAGAAUAUUGAAGACUGCAGCGCCAUCUUCACAGAAAGGAGGAAAACACCGUCAUUUGGAACCUACACCAUCAGCUUCGAUUAACGAAGAGACCUCUGUAGAUACUAGACAAAAUGGGGGGCAUAAAUCUAAUAAAAAAAGCAGCGGUCAGAAAAGGUUUAAGAAUAGAAAUGAGGAGGUAAAUAUUAAUAAGGAUGAUAAUAAAGAGAGACCAUCCGGUGGUAAGAGGAAGUCAUCGAGCAAAUCUAACUCGAGGAGUUCUAAAAAACACACAACACACAGAACCAACAAAUCUGGUCGGGCUAAUAGAAAAUCAACCACUACAACACCAUCGUCUGUACACAGUGAAGACGAGUCUAGCGCCCCGACGACAAGAAAAUACCAAUCCAACGGCGGCAGACGCAACAAACAGAAUCGAUCCAACCCUUCGGAAUCGGCAAUUAAUAACAGCAACGGGGGUGGAUUCAGCAGGAGGGCGUAUAAGCCGAAAGUGCAAACAUCGUCGGUCGAAGUCGGCGGCGCAUCUAGCAAAUUAUUCAAAUUCAAGCUGAACCGUUCUCCCGGAAGGUGGCAGUACAAGACCACGCCGAAGCCCAGGGUGACAAUUAGGAAGCAGAACAAUCACACGACUGAGGAGGACGAUGACAAAAACGAAACGUCGCAGUCCCAUCCUGCUGGCGACGCUUCUUCGCCCUUGUCGAAUGAGGUCUCGACGCCACAAUCGAGGCAACAGGAGGAGGUUGAUGGUUUGGAGGGAUCGGAGUCAGUCGCCUCAAUAAUUGAUGACGACAGUUCUAUUGAAAACAAACUCGACGCGCCUUCCUUUCCCCUGGAGACCAUCAAAGUGGAGAUUUCCACGCCGCCGGACUUCAAAGAUAUCUACUACGAAAUUGCCACCAUCAAGUCACCAUACACUUUUCAGGUUGGCAGCGUGAAGAACACGAGAUUUAUCACAGUGACAUCAACGUUCGAAAAAAGCCUGAUCAAUACUGACGAACCCACAGUAUCGCCUACACCAUCAGCGCCUCUGACAGAAAAUAUUCUAGCAACAUCGAGCAAUUACGACAAAGACAACAAUUUCCUGGAUUCGAGCAUAGCGACGCUACCUCCGAUUUAUCUCGGAUCGGACAUGGAGACCCCGCCCUUGGAGACGGUAACAGAGACGUUCAGCACGACGGAGACGAUGUUGAAAACACAUAUAUUGCCCAUUAUUCGGAGUCCUAACGAUACCGCUACUCUCUCUUUGGUUCAGACUUACUUGAUAACUCGACUAGUUACAGCAACAAAAACGAAACCUCCAAUGGAAGCUUACGAUUUUGUCCCCAGUAAGACCCUUAAGGAGUUCAAUAGCCAUCUAGAUGAGGCUGGUUCCGAAUUGCAUUUAGAGUUAGAGUUCGGCGACCAAAACGAUCAAGAUGACGGAGUCCCCAAGCGUGUCUUUCCACCAGACAUCGAUUUAUCAGAUAUUGGAAGCAAGUUUGAUUUAUCUGACGUCGAUAAAAACAGAAUACCAGAUGGUCAUUUGCGUUUGAAGAAGGCUCACUCGACUAAUGCAAAGAAUCAGCUACUCCCAGAUUUGAAUCCUGCACAGAAUCUAGGACCCGAACAACUGCAACAGUUAGCCUUUUUACGUUUGCUCAACCCUGCUGCAGCUUUGCAACAACCUCAAGUGAUAACAACAUCAAAACCAGUUCUUAGAGUUGAGACUUUAUAUGAAUCCCACGUUAUUCCUAUAACGAAUGGUCAGCAUACAUUUUCGACUACUCUGUCGAAAAUUGUUGGUACGGUUACAAGAACAGAUUAUGAGUUUGCUACAAGCACGUUGAGUCCUGGAUUACCUCAACCUCUUCAAUUCCCGCAGGCUCCACUGUUUCCUCAGGUAGCACAAGUACAGCCACAGUUCUCUGUUAUUUCUUCUCCGGUAGUACAAACUACUAGUGUUUUAGAAACAAGGAGUAAAGUACUCAAAAUCACUUUUGGUGCGAAGACCGCCUACACUACAGUCCUCUCUUCCACUUUAGUACCAACAGUACUAACAACUUAUGUCACUUCUUCAGUUCCAGUACAGCCAACAGCAGCUUUUCCUGGAUUCUUCCCAGCACCAUACCCACCAUUCCCUUACGUAGGUUAAAAAUAUGAGAGUGAUUUUCUGAAGACUAGAGUUAAUGUACAAAGAUGAAGAAAGUUUAAGCUGUACAUAUAUUUCUUCGAACAAAAUACUCAUUCUUACGGAAAUCAAUGACAUCUGAAAAUUUCAGGACAUGAGAAUGCCAUCGACAUAUUGAAAAUUAUAGAACUGAUACCUAUGUAAUGUAUAAUUAUCGAAGAAUUUUGUAAAUAUUGUUAUUUAAGUUACCAUAAUGAUUUUCUAAAUAAAUUAAAUAAAAUUUAA